AUGACAACAGCACCAUAUAGCGAUGAGGAUUGGACGCUUUUCGUGAAGAAACUAGAAAAGGAGAUUAUUUGGGGUGUGAAAAGAAAAUGGUUGACGGGAACCGAUCUCGAGGGACUGCACAGGUCUUUCCAAGCUACCGUUACAUCAGAGGCCAAUGCGUCUCCACAUAUCAUACAUAAAACCUUCCUCUUGGUCACUUCCGAGGUCAUGUCAUCUUUCGUCGAUGCUGGCACCUCCGAUUACGCCUCUCCUGCCUGGAUCUGGGCCUAUGAAGCUUCCACCAAAGAUUCACUCGCUCUUGUUCCUGCUCUUACGCCUGCCACGCACGCUCUACAACCAGUUGCAGAAACUCGAUACGAAGGCAGACUCAAAGUAUCUGCCUACUCACUAUUCACUUGGUUCUAUGCGGCGCGGGCGGAAGAUAUUUACAGCAUGAAACUGUUUUGGGAAAAGGCUCAACAGCAUCCUGCGGGAGUCUGGGAGAUAGAGACGUCUAUGGGAAGGUAUCAUCAUCCGCUUGUACUGACAGACAAGUUUGCGGAGUAUCUCUUUAACACGUAUGAGUUGGAUGAUCGGCGGUAA
Messenger RNA from Cadophora gregata, 582 nucleotides. RefSeq lists its product as uncharacterized. Lineage: Eukaryota; Fungi; Ascomycota; Leotiomycetes; Helotiales; Ploettnerulaceae. The record is from RefSeq and is a predicted model, not a curated record. The transcript has 3 exons. The coding region runs from base 1 to 582 and encodes 193 amino acids.